Aspergillus chevalieri is the source of this 783-nucleotide messenger RNA. RefSeq lists its product as uncharacterized. Lineage: Eukaryota; Fungi; Ascomycota; Eurotiomycetes; Eurotiales; Aspergillaceae. The transcript has 3 exons. The coding region runs from base 1 to 783 and encodes 260 amino acids. The record is from RefSeq and is a predicted model, not a curated record.
AUGGCAUUUCACGGCCAACCCGUCCCAGGCCAGGGACUAGAAGACUUGUACCAGGACAUACAAGCACAAUGGGCUGGGCUAGACGCAUCCCCUUACGUGGGCGCCAAUCGCCCCUAUUGCACAACGGCCUUCCCUGCCACUUCCAUCUUGACUCCAGUCAGCCUCCCAGACAGCGCUUUCGCCCCUACAAGACCCAGUCCAGUCCUGAGUCACCACUCGCAAGAAUACCAGCACAGCCUCAAUGAUCCGGCCCCCGCACAGCAUGGCCUAGGCAUAGCCGCACCCUUCCCAGGCAAUUACCCACGCAACAUCUCCUCAGCAAUAGGCUAUCCGUUAGACGAUGUGCAAUAUCGCCCAUCAGAUGCGGCUCUCUCUCCCCACCCACGCCCUGCAAAACGGGCCCGCCGAUCCCUCAAACAGCCACAACCCAUGCGGGAAACACCCGUAUCGAUCCUUCCGCAUCCAGAAGGAGUGCAACGCCUCGAACAGGAACGGCAGCGGGGGCAGGUUGAGGCUCGUGCACAUCAGCGGCCACGCGCGCCGGGCCGGGGGCGGAAGGAUCCACAGGCUGAAGAAGAGGAUGCGUAUGUGGAGGGACUGCGCGAGCGGAAUCUAGCGUGGAAGGUGAUUCGAGAGAUGUUCCGGGAGAGAUUUCAGAAGGAUGCGUCGGAGGCGAGGUUGCAGAUGAGGUUGUUGCGUCGUCGUAAAGAGCAUCUUGCUCGGUGGGACGAAAGUGAUGUGAAUACAGUUGCUUAUAAUAGCAAGAGAUCACUGGGAGCAUGA